CUGUGCUGGUUAUCCCGAUGUUCCUGAAGCUGGAGUUAGCGAUAGCGGAAGGUCUAGUGGGCGGGGAUGAUGACCAGUGGCUGGAGCUUGUCGGCAGGUACGACAGGACGGUGGUCCGCUGUGUGGACUUCGAGCAGGCCUGCGGCAACAGAGACAUCUUGAUGUAUCCUUCACGACUAGUUGAAGCUCGCCAGCACGUCCUGGAGGACAUUGAACCCCACGUUCUCAAAAUCCACCCCCUCUCCAAUGACAAGACUCUGUGGCCGAGACCGCUGUCUGACUCCGAGACACAGUUCAACACUCAGCGGGUGCGCCACCGUCAGAGCCCCGAGGCCAAAGGCCCGGCCUCCCCGGUGCUCAGCUGGCCCAUGACGGUGAGCGUCAGGGGCAAUCAGCGGAGCCGCCGCAAGGAGGUGCCGGAAGACGAGAAGUCGCAGAGGCGGGCCUCUGCUGAUCUGUUGUCCGCUAAUGAUGAAGGCGUCCCCGCUGCUGCGGACGAUCUCGUGGUUUCAGAAGAAAAGGCCAGGUACCGCCAAGCGCCAGAAGGUGGGCCAACAAGACAAGACGUCGCGAAGAAUGUAGCAGGUCAGAGGGAGCGCAGAAGGACGCCCUCGCAGGAGCCUCAGCCCGUCAGUGCUACUUCUACUCGCACGGCAGCUCUGAAGCCCAGGAUUAAAGAACCGAAGCAGGAAUACGAGCAUCCACCCUCCGCUUCUAUCAAGCCGUCCCCUGCCCCGACCACCAGGUACACAGGGCUGUCGGAGGUUCCUGAGGACACCACGGCUCUGAACGUAGACGAUUUGUCGGAAUGCCUCAGGAUGCUAAAACUCGACAGUUUCGUCAACGUCUUCAAGGACGAAAUGAUUGAUGGGAAGCUCCUGAUGGAUUUGGAUCGAGGCAUGCUCAUCAACGACCUCGGCAUGAACGAGUUCCAGGCUACAAAACUCCUGAGGUUUCAGAGAGGCUGGCGUCCCAAGUGACGGGGCGUGUACGUGGGGAUUCUAGCAUCUUACAGGAACAUG
This is a messenger RNA of Branchiostoma belcheri (Belcher's lancelet), 1022 nucleotides long. RefSeq names its product GRB2-associated and regulator of MAPK protein-like. The coding region runs from base 18 to 980 and encodes 320 amino acids. The transcript is spliced from 3 exons. NCBI's taxonomy places the organism in Eukaryota, Metazoa, Chordata, Leptocardii, Amphioxiformes, Branchiostomatidae. The record is from RefSeq and is a predicted model, not a curated record.